Molecule: messenger RNA, 2742 nt
Organism: Daphnia pulicaria
Lineage: Eukaryota; Metazoa; Arthropoda; Branchiopoda; Diplostraca; Daphniidae
Product: peroxidase-like
Exons: 17
Coding region: 118-2589 (823 amino acids)
Biological process (GO): response to oxidative stress
Molecular function (GO): peroxidase activity; heme binding
Source: RefSeq, a predicted model, not a curated record
AUACAUCUGGUUGCAGUACCAGCCGCAACCAAAACAGUGUUCUCUAUUUUUGCAGUAUUCUACAUUUUUGCUGUCCAACUCGUCUUAACGUCGUAAAUCUACGUGCUUAACAAACAUAUGGCGAUGUUACGAGGGGUCGUUGGGGUGUUUGUGGCGAGUUUCCUCUUUGCUGUGGCAAACUCGGAGGCGUAUGGAACUUACACUCCUGUCUACACUCCUGUCUACAUACCCGUGGAAAUAGUCUACUAUUGUCCAAAAGUCGGUGGUUUAGAGUCGCGCUGCCGACCCAUUCGAGAUUGCGCUGUGUGGCACGAUCUUGUUGAGUCCACUCCCGGUACAGCCUGUCAACUCUCGGAUGGAUAUCCCGGCGCCUGUUGCCCCGACCUUCCUUACAAUUAUAAUGGGAAGGCAUUAAAGGAACCAGUCACCUGCGAUCCUAAUGUGGAACUAGAAUCCCACGUCCAGUGUCUCGACGUUUUCUCCAUCAACGCUGCUGCUGCCGCCGGAAAUUUUCAACUUAGAUUGAACGUGGAAAACGAAAAUCGUGUCUCUAGUAACGGUAUCGAAGUUAGGCCAGGUUCUUCUCGUGCUACUCACCAACGUUUCUUCGGAUCAUCGGAGGAGACUCGAGGAAUCAACAAAGAAGCUCAAGUUGGACUUGAAACUGCAGUUCACAUUAUUCAAAGAUUUAAAAUUGAUUCUAAGCAAGUUCCCUGUGCUUUGUCGAGAUUCAAAUAUGAGGAUACGGAUUUGGCUGAUAAGUGUGAGACAUUAGAUGUCAAAUGUAAUGAAACUCAAUUGAAUUCUCCUUUCCGAACUCUGGAUGGUUCGUGCAACAACGUCGAGAACUUGAUUUGGGGUCGUUCAAAUUCCCAGUACAUGCGCAUGCUCAACUCAGAAUUCAACGAUGGUGUACAGGAGCCGCGAAAGGCUAAGAACGGAGAGAAACUACCAAGCCCUCGUUUGGUGUCCAUUUCUGUGGUUCACGAUUUAGACAAGCCCAGCGAGACUGGAACUGUAUGGCUCAUGCAAUACGGACAACUUCUAGAUCACGACAUGGUACAAUCUCAAGAACGGACACUUGAAAACGGAAACCCAAUCGCUUGCUGUGCCGAUGACGGAACACAUCUUUCAGCACAAGAUCUCAAUAGCCACUGUUUUCCAAUUGAUAUUGGGGAAGAUGAUCCAUUUUACUCCAAAUUCAACAGAACUUGCCUGUCGUUUGUCCGAUCUAAACUUGCGUGCAGAAAUGAUCGCCGUUUUGGUGCAGUGGAGCAGAUGAAUGCCAACACCCACUUCUUGGAUCUGUCACUCGUGUAUGGCUCCGACGCUGCGACAGCGGCUGAAUUGCGAGCAAACAGCAGCGGAAAACUGAACGUGACUUCGAGAGGGGGCGAUUUAGAUUUAUUACCGCCCAGUGGUGACAGCAGUCCCUUGAGUGCUCCCUGCACGUUGCCCAAGGAAGUGUCCGGAAUAGAUCCGCCAGCGGAUGUCAAAUGCUUCAAAGCAGGCGAUAUUCGACCCGAUGUAACUCCCACCAUGGCUGUCACGCAAACUAUUUUCUUGCGUGAGCACAACAGACUUGCAGAAGAGCUUGCCAAGUUGAACCCGCACUGGGAUGACGAGCGACUCUACCAGGAGGCCAGACGCAUUCUGAUCGCACAAGCUCAGCACAUCACCUACAACGAAUGGCUGCCCAUCAUAAUUGGUCGAGAGAAGAUGCAGGAACUUGGUCUACUGCCUCUUCAAAAUGGGUUCAGCAGUGAUUACGACAAAACACUGAAUCCCGGCAUCUUAAACGCAUUUGUUGGAGCAGCUUUCCGAUUCGGUCACUCGAUGGUUCAGGGCAAACCUCAAUUGGUCAAUCAUCAGAGAGUGAUAGAGAGAGAGAUCCUGUUACGUCAUCACUUUUUCAAACCACAAGAAGUUUACACACCUGGAAAUCUGGAUAAAUUCCUUAUCGGCCUGGCUACUCAACCCAGCCAAAAAGUGGAUGCCUAUUUUACGGAAGAGCUUACCAAUCACUUGUUUGAAGAAACCGGCAAGGGUUUCGGCUUGGAUUUAGUGGCCCUCAACAUUCAACGUGGACGUGAUCACGGUUUGAAAACUUAUAAUUCUUAUCGGGAACUUUGUGGCUAUAAGCGCGCGGUAGAUUUCGACGAUUUAACCGACCUCUUCCACCCUAAUCUCAUCGAGCGUUUCAAAAAGUUGUAUUCUUCUGUGGACGACAUUGACUUGUUUAUUGCGGGAGUCAACGAAGCCAAACCAAGAAACUCUUACGUGGGCCCCACCUUCCAAUGUAUUAUAGCCAACCAGUUUUUGAACCUCAAACGAGGUGAUCGCUACUUCUACGAUCUUCAAGGACAACCCGGUUCAUUUUCUAAAGAACAAUUGAAUGAAAUUCGGAAAACUAGCAUGGCCCGGUUAGUUUGCGAUAACAGCAAAGUCUAUACUCUCCAGCCGAAUGUCUUUAAGAUCGUUUGUGACGUAAAUCCGCUCGUCAGUUGCGACUCUUAUUCUAUUCCUCGACUGGAUCUGCGCCCAUGGCAAGAAAAUUCUAAGAAAAUCUCUUACGAAAAAAGAUACUGAAAUAUUUCCAUAACCAACGAUAGUACUGGCAUCAAACUUUAGAUUUGAACGAUUAGAUAUUCCGCAGCUCAAAAUUUUGUAUUGAAACGGGUGUGGUGAUAACAAUGUAACAAACUUGGUAACAAAUAAUAAACAUCAUAUUCAGAGCCCAAA